Besnoitia besnoiti is the source of this 1068-nucleotide messenger RNA. Its product is annotated as putative 30S ribosomal protein S12. Gene Ontology annotation, cellular component: ribosome; small ribosomal subunit. Bases 1 to 1068 code for a protein of 355 amino acids. Lineage: Eukaryota; Apicomplexa; Conoidasida; Eucoccidiorida; Sarcocystidae. The transcript is spliced from 4 exons. Gene Ontology annotation, molecular function: structural constituent of ribosome. Gene Ontology annotation, biological process: translation. The record is from RefSeq and is a predicted model, not a curated record.
AUGCGGCUCCAGCGCCUCGUCUCGUCUCUCUCCCGCCUGGGCGGAGAGCUCCUCCGCCCGGCGGCGACCCGUGCUACCGUUUUCUCUCGUUCCGCCUCCGCGGCAUCUCCGCCGUGCGGCUUGCGCGCAGUCUCUUCGUCGCGGCUGCAAGCUCUCCGCGCCGCUCCUGCCGUAUCUCGCGCCUCGUUUGGAGCGACAGCCGCCCGCAGAGCCACCAUGCCCUGCAGUCUUCUCUCCCCAGAGCCCUGUCCGCGUCCCUCGCAGCUGUCUCUCUCGCCUCUUUCUGCGCGGGCCCCUGCGGCUCCACUGCGUCUCGCCGCCGCCCAGGCGUGCCCGCGCCUGUCGCGUCCCUCUGCUGCACGGUCCGGUGCGCCGCCAGCCGCUGCAUGCGCCCCCCGCGUCUCUCCGCUCUCCGCGGCGCCGCUGCUGCCCUGCCUGACCCCCCUCGUCCGCAGCUUCUCGACGCGCAGCAUCAGCGGCAGACUGUUCUACAAGCGCCGGCCGCUGCAGGUGCCCAAGCUGAAGCCGCCAAACAUGCGCAGCAAGUGGCUGGAAGGCGCGCCGCAGAAGAAAGGCAUCUGCGUCAAGGUACGCGUGCAAACGCCUCGCAAGCCGAACUCAGGUCUGCGCAAAGUCGCACGCGUUCGCCUCAGCACAGGCCGCACCGUCCUCGUCUACAUUCCGGGUAUCGGACACAACUUGAACGUCCACUCCGUCGUUCUGGUGCGCGGCGGCAGAUGCAAGGACGUCCCCGGCUGCAACUACAAAGCAGUGCGCGGCGUGGGCGACUUGCUGCCGGUGAAAAACCGCGAGCGGAAGCGCUCCAAGUACGGCGUCAAGCUCUCGUCGGAGAAGAAAGAGUGGAGGCUGCACCGAUGGAACAACAAGCACCUGACCGUGGAGAAGGAUCGCGAGCUCUUCAAUCAGUUUCGCUGGAUGACUUGGAAAGACGAGGAGGGACAGAUGCGAACAAGCCCCCUCGCCGAAGACGAAGAGGUUCCGCGACACACGCGCCUCUUCAACAAGUGGUAUCGCCUCAAAAUGCAACGCGAGGGAAAAGAAACCUGA